AUGACCUCACGAGGGAACAAUAGCCUAUCAUCCAACCCUACAACUACAAAUACAACAACUACGGGUUUAGACAAUACCUCUGGUCCUGUUACUAAUAGUAAUGGUGCUGCUUACACAUAUCGUGAUGAUGAUCAAUCAACAGUCUUUGAUCCUAAUGAUAAUUUAAAUAAUGAGCCUCUAUCUGAUACAGAAACGUUAAAUACGUUUAACACAUUUCUUUCUGAAUCAGAUACAAUAGGUGAUUUGCAACGAGUUGGUUAUAUCAACCAUUGUCCGAAAUUUAAUUCUAAAAGAUCUUUACCCUUUGUUUCCAUCUUAUUAAAUAAAGGGUUCUAUUGUUUUUCUAGUGAAGUUUCAUUAAAAUUGUACUUACAAAAGAAACAUCAUCAUCAUGCGAAUACCUCUGCUAAGAAAAAUGUAAAUAAAAGCAACGAUUUUGAUUUCAAUAACGGUCUUGAUAUCCCAUUAUUUCAUGGCGUUCCUAUAAAUCUAGUUAAAUCAAUCUUUGCUAGUUCAAAAAAUUCAAAUUAUAUGCAAAUCAUGAAAAUUUAUAAAUAUAAGAUUAUAAAUUUUAAUUUAGAUACAAAUGUAGACUCAUUACGAGAUAAUACUGAUGAAGUAACACCUUUCAUAACAGAAGAACCAACUUUGAUAUCCAAAAAUAACGAUCGUCAAUUAUAUAAGUUCCUAUUCUGUGUCAUUUAUAAACAAACAUCAGUUGACGACUCAAAUAGAAUCAUCCAUCAUGUUGUAUUUAAUAAUAAUAAAUCUUAUAAACUGGUUAAUUAUAGAGAUAGGAAAAAUUCAGACACCUCUUUAAUUGAUCCUACAACUGACGUGGAAUUAAACCUACGUUGGUUUGGGACCACUGGGUUUUCUUCGCCGUUUGGUUCCAAUAAUAUUAAAUUAUUGGUUUUAGAUAAAGAUAUGCCCUCAUAUAUCAACACGCCUGAUAUUAAUGAAUUUAAAAGAAAAUAUGCUUCAACAUCUCAUUCAAUGAGACCAUUAGGCUAUCUACCUGUUUGGGCAAGAUAUUCAGAUGAUAAAGCUACGGUAAUUCCAAGAAAAAGAAUCUUAAGAUUGGCUGACUUGGAUAUUAAUGAAACAAUACCCAUCCAAGAUAAUGGCAUCAAUCAUGUUCCAUGGGAAACUCAAGUAUUGGCUUGCAUGGCAAUGCUACUACAUGAUUAUGAAUCAAGAAAGGAUAAAAGGCAUGGUAACGGUAAUUCUUCUUCAUUAGCCAGUUCUAAUACCGAAUAA
Henningerozyma blattae CBS 6284 is the source of this 1260-nucleotide messenger RNA. RefSeq lists its product as uncharacterized. The record is from RefSeq and is a predicted model, not a curated record. The transcript has a single exon. NCBI's taxonomy places the organism in Eukaryota, Fungi, Ascomycota, Saccharomycetes, Saccharomycetales, Saccharomycetaceae. The coding region runs from base 1 to 1260 and encodes 419 amino acids.